AUGGCUCCUCGUCCUUCACUCCAGAGCCCAGGAAAAAUCGAGGGUACCUGGCAACCGCUCGCCUUUUUCAGCCGCCAGCUUGUCCCCAGGGAGCGUAAAUACAGCACCUUUGACAGAGAGCUGCUCGCUGUUUGGUUGGCAAUCCGCCACUUCCGCUUCGUCCUGGAGGGCCGUGAGUUUACGGUUUUUGUUGACCACAAGCCCCUUACGGCGAUCGUUGGUGCGGUCCAGCUCGGACUAGACUACGCGCGUAUGGGUGCAGACCAGGCCGCAGACCGCACCCUUCAGUCCCUCAAGGACUCGGACACUGGACUGCAGCUGGGAAAGGUCGCGGUCGGCGCUUCUGGGACAGGACGACGCGCUGGCCUGAGGGCUAUUACCCUCGCCUCUAUCACGUCUGCCGAUGUGGCUCGGGCGUUCAUUGGCACAUGGGUUUUGCGUUUCGGUACGCCCUCUGAUCUAUCCUCUGACCGGGGUGCGCAGUUUACCUCGGAGAUCUGGAAUGCUGUGGCGGGGGGUUUGGGUGUCAAGUUGCACCGCACCACCGCAUACCACCCCCAGGCUAACGGACUGUGUGAACGAUUCCACCGCUCUAUAAAGGCUGCCCUUCGGGCCAGCCUGACGGACGGCAACUGGGUGGACAAACUGCCCUGGUUCAUGCUUGGCCUUAGGACCGCCCCCAAGGAGGAUCUGCAGUCCUCGUCUGCCGAGCUUGUUUACGGCCAGGCUUUGCGGGUGCCUGGGGAUUUUAUACCGGAUGCUACGAGACCUUGGUCUGCUACUGAACAGCGGUCCUCCCUGCGGGAGGUGGCCAUGGGGUUUGCGCCUGUUCCUAGGUCGCAGCACUGCUCCCCUGAGUCCCGGAUGCCCGCUGGCCUCCGCUCUGCGUUGUUUGUUUUCGUCCGCCACGACGCCCACCGUGGACCGCUGCGUCCCCCUCAUGACGGCCCGUUUAAGGUUUUGCAGCAUGGGGACAAGAGCCUGGUCGUGGACAUUGGGGGUAGACCUGAAACUAUUUCCGUUGAUAGGAUCAAGCCUGCUCAUGUGGACAUUUCCAGACCGUUGGUGUUGGCCCAAGCCCCACGCCGCGGACGCCCCCCAGUACUUUGUCCCCCUGGUCAGUCGGGAGUUCCUUCGACCGGGACGGUGCCGGCUGCGUCCCCCGCUUCCCUCCCCUCAGCCCCUGCCACUUGUACUCGGAGUGGUCGGGCCAUCAUUCCAUUCCGGAGUGGGGAUUUUGACUAUGGUUGA
Knipowitschia caucasica is the source of this 1251-nucleotide messenger RNA. NCBI's taxonomy places the organism in Eukaryota, Metazoa, Chordata, Actinopteri, Gobiiformes, Gobiidae. The record is from the annotation of a GenBank genome assembly.